Molecule: messenger RNA, 1029 nt
Organism: Tricharina praecox
Lineage: Eukaryota; Fungi; Ascomycota; Pezizomycetes; Pezizales; Pyronemataceae
Product: cwf18 pre-mRNA splicing factor-domain-containing protein
Exons: 1
Coding region: 215-805 (196 amino acids)
Cellular component (GO): post-mRNA release spliceosomal complex; U2-type spliceosomal complex
Source: RefSeq, a predicted model, not a curated record
AAAACAAAAAAAAAAAAAAGAAAAAAAGAGGAACCACCAAAAAGCUCCGAGAGUCCCGGCCGAAGGAUUACCCGGCACGAACGCACGUGAUCUCGUAAGCUCAACAUCAGCAUCGCGGUCUGCAAGGGAAGAACAUCAACACCAUCACCGAAACCAACAGCUCCAUAUUUUUCGCAGCCGAACAACCCCCCUCCGUCCCACGAAUACAGCCACCAUGUCCACCGCCUCGCUCGAUGCCGCCGCCGCCGCGCGAAAAGAGCGUCUCUCGCAGCUCAAAUCGCUAAAACGCAAAGCGCCCACAUCCUCCUCCUCCAGCGACGAGUCGGCUUCCGCACCCACAGCAUUGGGAGCGCCCACACAACAACAAUCGACCGAUAAAGACGUGUCGCACCUGCUGUCGGGGCGGAACUAUGACAUCGUCGAGCGCGCGCCAAAGAUGGGGUUCUCGUCGCUUCCGACCGAGAACCAGGAGACGCUCGAGGACGCGGCGGCAAAGAUCGCUGAGGAGACGCGGCAACACCGUGUUGAGGCUGAGAAGGAGGAUAAGCCUAUUGAUCUGUUCAAUCUGCAACCCAAGAAGCCGAAUUGGGAUCUGAAGCGCGAUGUUGACAAGAAGCUGGAACGGCUGGAUCAGCGCACCGAUAUGGCCAUUGCGAAGUUGAUCCGUGCAAGAAUCAUAGAGGAGAAGGCGAAGGAUAAGGGCGGUAUGGAGGAGGAUGACGUGGUAGAGGGGAAUCUGGCGAAGAUGGUGGAGGAGAGGGAGAAAGAGGGGGAUGAGCUGGACGGCGAAGUCGAGGAGGAAUAGGCGGUCGACUGAAGGACUGGGCUGGGUUGGUCUGGAUUGGCGUUUCUUUGUGCUUCUUUGUACACAUACGGAUUCGGUCUUUUGUUUGUUCAUGAGGGGAUUUGUUGUGCAUGGUUUUAGCGAUUCAUGGGUCGUUUUCUGCCGGGGCAGGUGGACAUUUGGAGGUGGGUAAAUGCAGACUGCUGCUGUAUGUACAUUAUUUACGGACAACACAGACAAAAGAG